Oryza brachyantha (malo sina) is the source of this 907-nucleotide messenger RNA. RefSeq names its product photosystem I reaction center subunit II, chloroplastic-like. The coding region runs from base 81 to 710 and encodes 209 amino acids. Lineage: Eukaryota; Viridiplantae; Streptophyta; Magnoliopsida; Poales; Poaceae. Gene Ontology annotation, cellular component: photosystem I; photosystem I reaction center. The record is from RefSeq and is a predicted model, not a curated record. The transcript has a single exon. Gene Ontology annotation, biological process: photosynthesis.
CUAUCUGCUGUCUCCGCCGCCUGCUCAUCACUCCAUCGAUCCCGCUAUCUCCUCGCCUCUCCGACGCAGUGACGCAGCCCAUGGCCAUGGCCACGCAAGCCUCCGCCGCCACGCGCCACCUGCUGGCCGCCUGGGCGCCGGCCAAGCCCCGGGGCUCGACUCUCUCCAUGCCGUCCUCCGGCGCCCGCGGGUCGUGCGUCGCGCUCCGGGCGGCGGCGGAGGAGCCCCCCGCGGCGGCGGCGGCGGCGACGGAGGAGAAAAAGGUCGAGGCGCCCAAGGGGUUCGUGCCCCCGCAGCUGGACCCCAACACGCCGUCCCCGAUCUUCGGCGGCAGCACGGGGGGCCUCCUCCGGAAGGCGCAGGUGGAGGAGUUCUACGUGAUCACGUGGACGUCCCCCAAGGAGCAGGUGUUCGAGAUGCCCACCGGCGGCGCCGCCAUCAUGCGCGAGGGUCCCAACCUCCUCAAGCUCGCCAGGAAGGAGCAGUGCCUCGCCCUCGGCACCCGCCUCCGCUCCAAGUACAAGAUCAACUACCAGUUCUACCGCGUCUUCCCCAACGGCGAGGUCCAGUACCUCCACCCCAAGGACGGCGUCUACCCGGAGAAGGUCAACGCUGGAAGGCAGGGCGUCGGCCAGAACUUCCGCAGCAUCGGCAAGAACGUCAGCCCCAUCGAGGUCAAGUUCACCGGCAAGAACGUCUUCGACAUCUAGAUCUAUACACGAUAAUGUCCAAUCUUGCUUGCUCUAGUUUUUAUCUGUCAGGCUUCAGUUGUGAUCGAUGUCAGGCUUCAGUAGUGAUCAUGCCGGUGGGAUCAGAUAAUCUCUUAUAUGUAUAUGUUUGGUCAUUUUGAUGUAUGUUAACAUGUUAAUUAUUUUAUAUAAUCGAUCGAUCAAUCAAUAUUAAUUAA